CUCCACAUGUAACCAAAUACACUUUGUGGCUUUAUUUAAUACAGACAAAGUACAUUUAUCUGAUGGCUUCCCACAGUUUGUGGGGGAGGAGUGUGGUUGUCUUGGAGUUUGUUAUCUUGCUGGUGUGUACCAUUUGCCAAGUUUCCGAAACCAGACGAAGUGACAAUGCGAGCCUCUCUCUGACUAUCAACUCAAAGCUGGCCCUAUUUUCAGUUCAAAACACUACUCAAGGCAUCAGUAUAUCCAUCACUCCACUUUGUUCCAAUGCUCCCUGUUCAACUCCGGAGGCAAUCACUAUCGACAAUGUGUUCCUCCCUGCCGAAUGCUCUCUUGCUCCAUGUGAUUCACACAUGUUGUUCAAGAAGGAAGUGCUUAACGAGUCUUUUGUCCAGUAUUUGAUUGGAGUGCCAGCUAAUCAGUCGAUGGUCAUGCUAAGAUUUCUGUAUGAGACGACACUGCAAUUGUUUGAAAUGGUCGAGAAGGUUAUAGCAAAUCAAGGAAUUGCUGACUGCAGUCCUACAUCAGUUGUGCAGUUACACGAACAGUACUACACGCUGUGUGUUAAUGAAGUUGACAACAAUCUUCAAGUGCGUGCCAUUAACAGUCUAGGCAAUUUGAGUCAAGUGAGGUUCAACCCCAUAACGGACAUACCGAUGGCCCUCCCAAUAACUGCCAUUUCCGUUCUCGACUACUUUGAUAUUGUGAGACUCCUGCUUGCAAAUGGACCAAUAUUGACCAUAGUAAGCAUUGGAUUGCUUGAGAAAAGGUCACAUCCUAUUACCGAGUGUGUGGGGAUUAUACACCAAUUGAAGCUUCGCGAUAUUACUGACAUUUAUUCGACCAUACCAUACCUAGUCUAUUGUGAAACAAACUACAUUGUACUGGAUACUUGGAGCUCUGACGAUCCAAGUGUUAUAUCAUCCCAUUACUACAACGAGACUGGCUAUCCUGUGAUCUGUUCGAAUGAAAAUGGCUCUAUAGUUGCUGAAAUUGCUAUCAUUCAAUCUGAUUUUAACAGUACAAUCCACUACAGAGGCAAGGAAAUCAUUAUACCAGGGCAAGAAAUUGAUCUCGAAAAAAGCGUUUGUUUUGGUGUUGAAAAAAAACUGUUUUAUCUCUACUCUGAUUUUACACUAGGGGCGUUUCUUGUAAAUUUAGAAACUGGAAACUGGAUUGUUCUCUCUAGUUUAUCAGCUAUAUGCACCAAACCACAAGUGUUUGAUAAUCGCUAUGUUCUACUGGAAGAGGUGUUCAGUGGAAGCAAUGUGACUCUACGUUUGUUUGAUGUACUCGUACAAGAGUUUGUAUCAGUAGUCAACAUGGAUCAUGCUUCGAACUUUGUUCAGUUGUUACAGUUACCACAGCAAAAACCAGCAGAAAAAAAUCUCACUACGGUGCAUAACAUUUUCAUUGGAAUUGGUGCAUUUCUAUUCCUAUUGCUGGUUGUAGUAGUUCCAGCAGUCAUCAUCAUUGCAUCACGCCGUUGUCAGAGCAAUCAGCAACCUCCCUUCAGUGUACAGGCAGAUCCAUCCAGUGAGAUUCCAGGCUGCACGGAAGGAGAAAACGAUCUAGGUUUCGGAAUUGAUGAAGCUGAGGACGUCCCUCAAGAAGAAGGUAAUAGGGAAUCUGAUUCUGAAGAGCGUUCCCCUACAACUAUCAGCCAAGAAGCCGACCCGACCAAUGAUGUAUCUGAUAUAUCUUAUUUAGUACCAGGUAUGGACAAAACACCAGUUACAUACUCAUUAUUAGCUAGCUAGCUGCUAUUGUACAUUAAUUUUUUGGCUGCUAAUGAACUUUUUCCUCAUAUAUAUCUACUACCAUUAUUUUUGUAUUUUCGUUUGGCUAUAAAAUCCCACCUGUCCUAC
Molecule: messenger RNA, 1865 nt
Organism: Halichondria panicea
Lineage: Eukaryota; Metazoa; Porifera; Demospongiae; Suberitida; Halichondriidae
Exons: 3
Coding region: 63-1757 (564 amino acids)
Source: RefSeq, a predicted model, not a curated record